AAACUCCUGACCUCCUAGAAAGUUACACCAAAUGGACAAAAGCUUUAGGCUAUUAGGCCAAAGCCGAUAAUAUCUCAAUAGUUGAGAGUUUGGGCUUUUACAUCUUUCGGGAGUAUUAGGUAUGCAAUGAAAUGAUCCAAGUCUUUGGCUAUGAUUAAUCUCUUCUUUCCCUUCAAUCUCCAUGUUAUUGGGGUUGUUGGAAAGCUUGAAAUCAUUGGUUAUUGUUUCGAUCAUAUGGGUUUGUAUUAGCCUUAUACUAAUAUAAAGAAACGAUUUAUCUCAGAAUUAGGUUAAACUUGUAGCGCAUUGGAAUAAAUUAUCAUCUUACUUACAUAAAGAAAAUUAAAACAGGAAUAAGAAAUUUUAUUCAAUCAAUGUUCCUUCAUUACAUGUAUCAGAUUUCGACACUUACAAGCAUUAAAAUGUACCCUGGAUUUUCAUGAUAUUAUCCUUUACACAAAAGCACUGCCAUCUACUUCUCCGGUAAUUUCACAUAUAGAUGACGCUACUUAACUGUCACUGAAAUCUACAAUGGCAAGGCAGCAGCUAGCAGAUACUGUGGCUAAUACAGGAAUUAUGACAGUGGCAUAUUGCCCAACGAUAAGCACGAAGUAAAUGCGAAACCAAAGAUCACAUAUAAAGAAGUAGUUGGGCGCAGAGAUUAGUCCUGUAUAAGCACCUAGAACCAUCUGCAUUCAUUUAUUUUCAAUGUAAGUAAUUUUGCAUUGAAAUCUUUCAGCCAUCAAGCCCAUGAAAGGCACAAAAGCAAAUCCAUAUGGAAUCAUUGCCAAACAAAGCCCAAAGGCAAUCAUUUCGGAAGCAAAUUCCCUUGAAAUCAUAUCUGUAAUAGGCUAUGUGGAUAAGUCCAAAACUGCCAGAACCGCUACAAGUUACUGCAUCACAGCUGUUCUUUAUUUUUGAAAAUUAAGCUUUAUAUUCACGAAGUGAUUAUCUCAUAAUUUAUAUUAGACUCCAUGACAAAUGUAAGAUUGGACAAUGUCAGUCGUAAAAUUAUUCUUGUUUUUAUAUAAUUUGAUGCUGUAGUUUGGUGAAUGAAAUUGCAAUGUUCAUUUUCUUUAUGUUAUUCGUGGAAGUAUCACACUCUGAUGUUUUCACAUCUGCCAUUAUCUACUAUCCUGAGAUUUGUGGCCAUGCCAUAUUUUUAUUUCUUCAUUGAUAGUGUGCCAAUGCAGGUACUAUCUGUCUCCCGAAUUAUGGUUGCAUGGCAGCCAAUCGGCAUAUCGAUGGGUGUGUUUGACAUGUGCCACAGGUAUCUAAAGGAGAGGAAACAGUUCGGAGUUCCACUUGCAGCAUUCCAAAUCAAUCAGGAAAAAUUAGUUCGCAUGCUUGGCAACAUUCAGGCUAUGCUUCUUGUUGGUUGGCGUCUAUGCAAGCUAUAUGAAUCUGGAAAGAUGACUCCUGGUCAUGCUAGCUUGGGAAAGGCAUGGACCACCAAUAAGGCUAGAGAAACAGUUUCUCUUGGUCGAGAACUACUUGGUGGAAAUGGUAUCUUGGCUGAUUUCUUAGUGGCAAAGGUCGGUCUUCUAGCAUAUCAAUUAUUCUUAAUUGCUCUUCACCAUAAUGAGGCUUCUACAAGUUGGAAUGACAAUAUGACCAACAAACUUGCAUGGAAUUGCAGAAAUUCUAAUGGAAUGUCAUUUGACUAUUUAGUUUAUAGCCCGGUUGAAAAUGCAUGCAUGAUAGUAGAUGAUGGAUUCCAAUGCAUAACUAUAUCUUUUAUAGUAUUUUGACUUGAUUGAUCAGGAGGUUUGCUAUUUAUUUUUUAAUAGAAAAUUCCUUUCUAUUCAAAUUUGGUGUAUGAUUUGAAGAUGCUUCAUUAACAAUAUUAUAUUACAGCUAUUAUUAUGUGCAGAUUGUA
Molecule: messenger RNA, 1879 nt
Organism: Dendrobium catenatum
Lineage: Eukaryota; Viridiplantae; Streptophyta; Magnoliopsida; Asparagales; Orchidaceae
Exons: 3
Coding region: 1053-1751 (232 amino acids)
Biological process (GO): fatty acid beta-oxidation
Cellular component (GO): peroxisome
Molecular function (GO): acyl-CoA dehydrogenase activity
Source: RefSeq, a predicted model, not a curated record